Messenger RNA from Temnothorax curvispinosus, 1095 nucleotides. RefSeq lists its product as uncharacterized. Bases 73 to 921 code for a protein of 282 amino acids. Lineage: Eukaryota; Metazoa; Arthropoda; Insecta; Hymenoptera; Formicidae. The transcript is spliced from 2 exons. The record is from RefSeq and is a predicted model, not a curated record.
AGCUUAGCCUUUCUAACUGGCCUCGGCUUCGGCGGAUUAGCCACCGCGGCAUCCUCCACCGUGAAGAGCAAGAUGAUCGCCAAGAUGCCACAGAUGUUCGGCAUAAACCUAGGUGUCUCCAAAACCUCACCAUACUUCACCGCCUAUUACGGCCAAUAUCCGCAAGCUCCCUUUCUACCAUAUCCGUUCUUGUAUCCCGGUCCCUUUGGAUUCGCGCCAACGAUCGGCGCCGUAAAAACCCAGACGUCGCAGAACGAUCUAACGCCUCAAGUAAUAAACCUGUUCGACAACAGACCGAACGAUCUCGUGGGAAACAACGAGGACUAUGCAGAAGACACGGAGAACGCGGGCAACGGGGCUGAUGAUCGCAUAAGAUUGCAAGCCGAAGCCAAUCGAAACGCGGAAGAGAAGGGUAUGAUAGGCGAGUGCAAAGAGGGCCAACGGAAACAUGGCAAGGGAACAGCCAGAGAGCGUGAAUAUCUCCAAGUGAAUGCCGCCGAUUUGCGAGCAACCUUGAAUUUUCAAGCUGCGAAUCAGACCGUACCAGAUAACGCAACUACGACAAGUUCACCUAACGAUACAAAUACAACACAUCAUCAUCAUUAUUAUGGCGGUUAUAAGGAAUACCCGCACUUCCCAGGAUAUUAUGGUGGGUAUCCGCAGAAUAUACAACACGUGGACAUUACAACAACGCAACCGUACAGUCAGAUUAGCUAUAACGUACCGUAUGAACAACCCGCCAAUUUUUAUCACGACGAUAAAUACAAUGUUUAUCCGGGACAUAAUCCACCUCUUCCCGCGCCAUUCUCGCCCGAUCACACAAACGAAUAUGUAGGCACGGAUUUUAAUCGAUUAUAUCCUUCGAUUAUUCCUUCGAACUAUCAGCUACCGAAUAUCAGCGGUUUUAGACCCUUAAAAUAACUAAAAUAAGUCAUAUUUUUUAUACAAAGUUCAUUAUACAUAAAUUCCACCAAAUCGUAAAGUAGAUUAUAUCUGAUAAACUUAUAAAAAUUAAAAUGUUGCAGUUAAAAAUUAUUCAUACAAAGAUAUCUAUUAAAUACACAAGAUAAAUAAGAUCCUGAGAAGAAAUCUUAA